AGUGUGUAUUACCAACGGAGCAUCAAAACAAUCAAUAUGGCGCACUGUCUAUUGUUAGCUGGCUAGGUAGGUUGUGAGCAAAAAAGGAAGCGAUUUACAUACCAUAUACUUAAUAGAUCAAUGUGAUCGCAUGUCUAUAUUGGAGUGGAAAUUCUUAUAGAACGUCUGCAAGGUGCGCUAAAUGCAAGUUAGUACACGCUUCCCAAGUGGUUAUCCAAGGUUUGCGUUUGACAGUUCCGAACUCGUUCGGUCACGUUGCUUGUCAGAAGGUUGUUGGCUUCGGUACUUACGUACCUUGGUGGAAUAUCAACAGAAAACCACGACGGCGUCAUCAAAGAAUGGAUUUUAAUACAUCAAUUCCGUGAAAAUGGUAAAAGUGUAGGCAUAUUUCCACUCAUUUUACUUACCUGAGAUUUUUUUUUGUGGUUGAAUUUACCGUUACAUCUGUGGUGUUUGGUGCACGGAUUAGCUAACGGUAUAAUGUUGUGACAGCCGAACAGGGUGGCAAAACAAUGUUGCAUUUUUAUUGUUAGCUAAUUAAUUUCAGUGUCUUGCGUUUGACACAUAUCUAUAAUUAAUUGGAUUAGUGAAAAUGAAUUAGGCCUUGUUUGCACAAGACAGAUUUACAAGAUGAGUACCACUUUGAUCGAACUUCCUUCUACCACUCCAAAACAACAUGGAGGUAAGAAGGGGGCACCAGGAUUAAUCACUCUGUCUGAGAAUCAGGUAAUCCCAGUGUCGAACAUCGCGCUCACACCCCGAGCACCACAGCUUAAUGGAGCAGCAAAGAGGGGUGCAUCUGGCCCUAUUGUAACAUCUAGUGACGAGGAAAGUGAUGGAUCUAGCAGUCCACGGUCUAACUAUUCCAACAACCUCUCGUACCAACAACCAAAACAUCAGUCAUCAUCAUCAUCAUCAUCAUCACAACAGCAUCAGCAUCAUCAACCAUCAUCACAACCGUCGCAAUCACAACAGAGGGCAUGUGAAGCAUACGAACAUGAUCAUGACUAUGAAAAUGUUGCCUCCCCUAGUGGAAGUAGCACAGCUAGUGGACCUGUUUAUGUGAGGCCACCAGGUUUCAAACAUCAUGCACAAGAGAUUAAAAAAACAAAAAAGAAAAAGACAGCUUUACUUGAAUAUAGGUCAUCAGGCUUGAAAAAGCGAGCUCCAACGCCGCCGAAAGUCCGUCCAAGGAGAGAGUCUCUGCCCAUGAGGCUCCGCGCACUACCUCAGUCAUUUUGGAAACAGCCUAAUGUGCCAAACCAGGUGUCGCCAGCAAACGUGUUCCCGUCAUUACCUCCACUCUGCUACAGGGAAUCUAUGGAGGAAAUAACAGAUGUAAGACCUAUAACUCCACCGGAGGAACGAGAGGCGAGACAGAAAAAGACGCUACAGAGACCUCCGGAGAGGAAGCUCAUCGUGGGAGAUACCGACCUUCUCCUGAAAAAUUUAUUCGCGGGGGUGAAUCAGGUUGAUGACAAGAAAGGUCAACAGAUUAAGAGAGGAAGGCCAAGGAAAGUCACAGUUCCCAAAGCAACAAGCACCAAGACAUUAAUAUCAGGAGAUGACCCGUACCUCAUGGAAACAAUGACGGAGAAAUUUUUUCCUCAACUGACACUGGAAAGUCGACAAGCACAUUUGGCUGGUAACACUUCACUACAGCUGGUGACGAUACGAAAUGGUGAUAAGUGUGUAACUCUCCCGUCACUCAGCAUAAACCAAGACUACUCACAAAUGCUGUCCGAACUAGCCAUGAAUAUCUAGACACUGUGACCAUUGUUAUAUGUAAUACAUAAGCUGAGGUAAUAAUGUGAUUCAAAUUUCAGAGUUUGUGAUCUGAAUUGGAAAUUGAUAUGAAUAUUCAUAACAAUUCGGGGUUGGAGUUGGAAAUAACUGGCCAUAAAUCCAGGAGUUUGUGAUCUUAAUCAUCUGGAGUUUGUGAUCUUAAUCAUCUGGAGUUUGUGAUCUUAAUCAUCUGGAGUUUGUGAUCUUAAUCAUGGAGUCAGAAUUGGGCAUACAUCUCUGGAGUUUGAGACCUGAGUCAUGGAAUCAGAAUUUACCAUGAAUAUCUGGAGUUUGUGAUUCAAAUAUCUGGAGUUUCAACAAAGACCUGGAAAUUGAUCCUUCAUGGUCAGAAAGUUCCGGUUCGUGUCCUCUACAACAGAUUCUCCGUGGUGUGAGAUUUCCAGUUAAUACUAUCAACUCAUGAAUCAGUGCUGAUAUUUGUUUUGUAACAGUUGGUACAGAUUGUUUACUUACACAGCUGUGUAUCAACAAUAAUUAGUAAAAAGCUAUCUGUGAUUUUAAGGAAGAAAACAAUGUAAUUAGAUUUUGUUUCAUUACAUUAAACACUCUGUACCGUUAGACACCUAACUUGAUUUAAAUCAAUAAACGAUUUGUUAUUGCAUGGUAAAGUUAAAUGGAGGAAAAUGAGCUCAUUCAGUUUGAAAUCAAUAUAUACACUAUAUUUUACCUGUAAAACUUUUCACAUUUGCAUUAAAACAAAUUUACUCAGCAAACUCUUAACAUUGUAUCCAUGGGGAAAAAGUUACAUUUUUAAAGAUAACAUUUUUACGUUUUCAAGUGUCAAGGAUAAAACAGCUAAUAUGAAGAAAUCAUAAAAUUUCUGUAAUGCUUCAGAAAGUAGAUUGUUAUCAAAUGUAUGGUAACUAUGGAGACCACAUAUUGUUUAAGAUCGUGGAGGCCAUUUACAUACACCAUAUUGUUUAUCUCACGCACCUUAUACCAUACAGUUUUGUUUUUCACAGAUGUUUUUUACUUCAUCCGUCACACUCGGACCAAUUAGCUUAAGUUUUAUAUUGUUAUCAGAAAAUAUUAGAAACUCAGAAUUCAUUCAGGCUCGUUUGUCAUCAGUUUCUCGUAGCCCCUUUUUUUCUCUCAGUUUUAUCUUGUCGUUCUUGCCAAACGGCUUUUUAUAAAGAAAAAUAAUCAUGAUAACAUUUUCUAAUGUAUGAUUGUUAACCAUUACAAAUGAAUCUUGUAUAGAGAACAACAUUUUUUAUCCAAAAAAUAAUUCAUUUUUAUUUUUUAUUUUUUUUAUUUUGAUGCGUAAUUUUGCUUAAUUCCAUUUGAACUUAUCCUUUCUUUAUAUCUAAGUGUACAAAAACACAGAAAAACAAGGAUUGCGAUUGAUUCUAACAAAACUGUGAUAAUUCUUCACAUCCCUUUUCAGAGAAAUAACUAUGUUUUGAAAUAUUUUUUGAAGACAUAUAAAACUUGUUUUAAAGUUUUGAAUGUUUUAAAGUCUUAUUUCCAACAAAAAGAUUCCGUCCAAUGUUUUUGCCCGAUCUAAUUGUUAAUGUCUGUUUUCAUGCCAUUGUUGUUGUUUUGGUGUAAAGUUGUAUCCGUCCGGGACAAUUGUUGAAUCCUCAUAUUCCGUUUUAUUUCAGUCAUUUUUUUACUGUAAAAACCCAUGUAUAUUACAGUACACAUUCUCAAAUUUUCCUUUGACCAAAAAUAGGAUUCUGGGAAAUUGACAUGUUAGAAUGUGUACAUAUAUUAUGGUUAAUAUGUACCAAAAAUUUCCUUACACUAAUAUUGGAGUCAAGUAUCCAAUGAUUUUUCCAGGAAUUUAUUUUCCCAUUAUUUUGUGAGUCUGUUCCUAUAUCUACAUGGGUUUUUACUAUAAAUUAAUGAUUUGAAAUUGUUUACUAAGACAUUACAUCCAAAGUAUAAAUAUUUAGAUAUCUAGAACUGUUAACAUUCCUGCCAGUGCUGUUUAUGUGAUAAAAACUGUUUCCAUUAAUUUAUUAAAUGUUAAUUAAUUUUAUUGCCUCUAAUGUAUGUUUCAUGCAUUCACAUUUAUUCAGUAGCAUUGCUAAUGGUGCUGUUCAAUUUGAUCACUGCUUCAGAAGACCUCGCUAAAUCUCUUCAGGUAUAAAAUGUUCCCAUCAUGGAAAUCAUGUUUGAAAGCAUUCUUAAAUAUUUCGGAAACUGAAGUGUUCAUGUUCAUGAAUCCUGAAAAAAUUUGAACUUUAAUCCAGAUUUGAAUAAAUUUCAUUAAUAUUUAAAUAUUUAUCAAUUGACAUCAAAAUGGCUUCCUACUAAAGAAACAUAACUCAGUGAAUGUUACAGGAUUCUGUGGUUUAUUGAUCGAUGUAAAAAUCUUCAAAAUAUUUUUUUCCAUCAAAGUACAAAAAUGUCCGAUUUGUGAGGUAUUUGGAACUUACGUGUGAUUAUUUUGAAUCUAGAGUAUGUGUUUGUUGAUUGAUUAGUUAUGUCAGUUAUAGAGAUAUUAUUAGAUUCAGAAUUUGUACAUCAGUACAAGCUAUGUCUAGCUAUCAAGCUCCAGUUGUUAAUGAUAUACCGGUAGUUGUAUUUAUUACAUCAUGUACAGAAAUAGAAGUAUUUUUAUGUAUAUUUUCUGGAAAUAAUUAUUUUGAAUUAGAGGACAUAUAUUUUGAUUUCAGUUUUAGUAAUUAUGUGUCAUUAAAUUAAUAAAUUAUUUAAGCAAGAUAUUGUCAAAUCUUACAGAUCUUGUCGACAUAUCCUACAAGACCUGUUCCUACAUGUCGAUUCCGUCCCAGCAUGGAUAGGUUUCAUUUUGUCAGUUAAGAAUCCCUCCAAUUCCAAUUAUACAGCGUAUGUCUGUUCCGUCCCUGUGAAACUCAGGUUUACAUGUAACCAUCAGCUUUGUUUGCACUUCGUUAAAAUGUUUUGGGAAUUAGCUUUGUUUACGUCUGUGAUAGGAAAUUCCUGGUUUAAGUCUGUGAUAUUUAGUUUUGUGUUUACUUUAGUUUUAUAGAUUAUUUUGUAAAAUGCUGUUUUAUGUAUAUAUUUGUAUAUUUAAUACAGUGUGUUGACUGCUUUGUGCUUUUUCAUGUGUUUUAGUUUAGUCAUCAUUUCUGUAAAUAUCACCGAUCAUCAUAAUGUGUGAAUUAUUAUUAUUUAAUAAUUUAAUAUUUAUCAAAAAGUUUUAAUUCAAUUAUAAGUACUAAGUUGGUUUUCCACCAAUUAAAAAUAUAACUUCAAAUAUAGAUAGUGCAUGUCCGAAUACCUAAGAAACAUGUUAGUAUAAAAAGGAGAAAGUUUAACUUUAAUUUCACAUGAAAAGUUAUCUCCCUUUGACACAAGGUCCUCACUGACAUCGUCUUUAGUAAGGAAAUUAAGAAAUUUAAUGUGACAACUUUCAUUGUAUCAUUCAUUUUAUCUAAACAUGUUUUUUUUGUCAAUUUGAUUGUUAAAUUUAAAAGAUAAUAUAAUGUCUGAGUUGAAAACAGAUCAUGAGAUGUGAAAUAUUGUUAUGUUAUUCAUUAUCUUCAGACACAAUUUGAACUAAUCAAUUUAUCAAAAAUACAACAUGUAUUUAAAUUUAACGUACUUGUUUUAAAAGUGUGUGUGAACAUGUAUAUAUUGUGCAUUAAACUAGAAUUUUGUUCGCUGCCUUGAUGCAGCAGAUGAAACUCUUUAAAUAUUUCAACUUUCUUUGCCAUCUUUAUUUUUUUACUGUGCAUGUAGAAAACAAAUUAUCUGUUUGGAUGGGAUCAGAUAGGUCUACCCAACAGUAUAACAAACCUCUCUGAUUAUGUAGAUGGGACACUAAUACCCAAAUGAAAACGUAGAUUUUAAUUAGAUAAGAGUCAUUACUGAAUACUGAAAACAAGUUUUCUCCCGAUUUCGAGUUAAGGGGUUAUGCCCCUAAGCAUUAUAAGGUAACUCCCUAGGUGAUAUAGUAUACCCCUAUGUCAGAAUAACCCUUCUCUCACACAUCCCAUAAAAUAUAUUUUACCCCAAGUAGAAUAGUUCUCCAUGGCAUAUCCCUCACAAAGAAUGACAAAAACACUUAUCAUUCCAAACUUGCUUAAAAAACAUUUUAGAUCAUUUUCAAACCAAUGAAAUGUUGACAUGAUCAUUUAAGAUCAAGUUGGAAGCUCACCAUAAAUUAUUCAUCUCUUCCAUUUGAACUCCUUUUCAAAUCAGUUUCAUCAAAUUGCAAGCUGGCCUUGCUUAUCAUUUUUGCUUGCUGACAUCGUCUCGAAGAGACCUGUACAGAACACCAUUUUUCUGUCACCAAAUACGUUCACACAUUAAUGCAAUGCUGAACUGUGGUUUACAAUAUUAUUGUAAUUAAAUUAUUAUAACUCCAUUUCAAUCCAUUUAGUGAUAGGAAUCUUGUUGUCGUGGAUACUUUGGUUUCUGAAAGUAAUGAAAGUGUUCUGUCUAUAAAAAACAAUCUAUACUUACCGGUACAUAUAUACAUUGGAGAAAGGGGAGUAGUAACUAGGUUCCUAUGUUUGCAGGAAAAUAUUCAUUGCUAAAAUGUAUUCAUAGAAAACAUACCGGUAUCUGUUGUUUUAAAGUUAAUAGCAUUUGCUCGCCUCCAAGUCACAGAAAUUAUUAAUUCAAGUCCCACUUAAGGCUGUAUAUCCCACUUUGUACCCACACUGAGUUUGCCAUUUCUUGAUAUGUUGUUCACGGUGUCAUGAAUGUACACCUCAAAUAUCUCUCUUUAAAAUGCAUCAGCUUUUAUAAAAGAGAGAGGUUGCAUAGAGGGCAGACAAACUUUUUUUUUCUUUAUGACUAUUAUUUUCAUCUGAGUGAGCAAACCAUCAAAAUGAUACAAUGUAUAUACCAUAUUCGACCUAAUAAGUGCACCUACCCUAUAAGAGCACCCUCACCUUUUUCAGAAAAUUGAGGAACUAAUUGAAACAGGGAUUAUAAGUUAAUCACCUCACAGAUCUGUUAAUAUAAUCUUCAGUCUUUUAAUCAAAGACUCUGGAUUGUUUUCACUAAAUAAAUACAAGUGAAUAAAAUAUUUUUUUUUUUUUAAAUCACACCCACAUUUCACAUGGAAACUUUUCCCUGUACUCGGUUUUAUUAAGCACACCCCUUUUGUGUUUUUGUGAGUGCACAGUGUGCUUUUUAUGUCAAAUAUGGUAUAAUGUAAAUGGUUGGACAUGCAUGAUUUUGUUCAUUUUCGUUUUUUCGAGAACAAAGCCAGCUGUCUUGCCUUGGUUUGAAUUUGAGGAAUGUUUAUUUAUUUUAUAAGGAGCUGCCCCCAUGCAGGACAAUAUGUCAUUAAAUGGCAUUUUGUUCAGGGGUUGGUAAGGUGGUAUAUUGUGUACCUGUUAUAAAACAUCUAUACGUUUGUCUAGCAUUGUCAACAUUUCUUUAUCACACUCUCAAAGUAAAGGAGGUUCUAUCAUGUUCUCAAAAGUGAUGAAGGGACAUUUUUUACAUGUUUUGUGAACUGUUAUCCAAGACGAUAAGUACAUUCCCUUGCGUCCCCAUCUUGUUAAAUCUUAUUCAGUAUUAGUGUUGAAUUCCGUCCUUUGCAUGUGUUGUUUACAGUUAAAAACAUUAUUAAUGUCAAUAUUUAAAUUAUUGAUUAUGAGAAGUAAUUCCUUAGUUUCUUUGUACAUAUAUUUUCUUACCUGGUUAUAGAUGUUAGACAUUUAUCAGUGUUCAACAAUGUUUUUGUAAAUUAACAUAAGUCUAUGAAUGGUUGCUUCAAAUGAUCUACAGAUUUAGCAGAAAUUUAAGCCUAGAUAAUUGGUAUUUUCAGCUGUGUGUCAAAUUUUUAGCAUCACAUUGAGAAAAAUAAAUGAUAAAAACAA
This is a messenger RNA of Pecten maximus, 7577 nucleotides long. RefSeq lists its product as uncharacterized. The record is from RefSeq and is a predicted model, not a curated record. Lineage: Eukaryota; Metazoa; Mollusca; Bivalvia; Pectinida; Pectinidae. The transcript is spliced from 4 exons. The coding region runs from base 631 to 1764 and encodes 377 amino acids.